AUGGAAGGUGUAAAAGAUGUAGGGAAAGAGGGGCCUUGUUUUGAAGAGUAUAAUGUGCCUUAUCAGCGUUCAAAAUCAAUUGCAAAGCUACCUCGACCCGCUAGCAAUGGCUUUAGCAGCUUUGUUUCACUAGCAUCUUCAAGCAAUGUUGCUACUUCAAAGCAGAAAGUUCUCCCGAACUCCACUGGCAAUUAUUCUCAUUGUUCUGUUGGAUUAAUAUCCGAAAGUUCACUAAGGAAAUCCAAGCCCUUCAUCUUGGAUCUGUCGAACUAUGAAAGACCGAAUUUGACGAUGAAAACUCUCAAGUACGAUAAUCUCGACUUUGUUAAUAUCGUCGAAGAAAAUAGUAGAACUUCCGAAAACAAAACUACAUCGGAAGACUAUAUAGAUGGAGAUAAUUUUUCUAAAGUUAUGCUGAAGUCGGAGGCACUUAAUGAUGGUAUUUUUGAAAGAGUUAAAAGGAAAAGAUGUGCUUCUGUUGUGGAUUCUUUGUCUCAGUUGUUUCAGGGAUCAAGAGGCUGUAAUAAACCAGCUAAGAUUGAAUGGAUAAUGAAGGAGAGUCUGAAAGAGAAAGUUUCAGGAAAUUCGGAUGAAAAGAGAGAUAUGGUAGACAGUGUCGAAGAAGGCUUUGUUCAAGGUCCUCACUUAACUCCUGAUGAUGUCGUGAGAGUUAUUGGUCAGAGUCUAUUUCACAAAGCAAGACACACGAUUUUGGACCAGCAGAAAAUAUUUUCUAGCCAGAUACUCGAGUUACACAGGCUUAUAAAGGUGCAGAGGUCUAUGGCCAGAUCACCAGAAAAGCUAGCCGAAAAAAGUUUCAAUCGAAACAAGCCACCAAUCCAAUUCUCCCUAAAGUCUAAUGUCGAAGAAGUAUACUUUUCUCCAAUGCUUGCAACGACCCCAAAUGGCAUUUCUAGUAAAAAUGCUAAAGUAGUGCCACCGUAUAUUUUGCAUCCGCCAAUUGGGAACCAAUGGCUGGUCCCCAUUAAAUCGCCAUCCGAGGGACUCGUUUACAAGCCUUAUCCCAGGCCUUAUUUCUCUACCAGCAGCAUUGUCUUUGACAAUGUCAUUGGUCAAGGUUAUUUUUGUAAUUACACCAUGCCACCAGUAAAUAAUGCUAGUGUUGAGGAUAUCCAGUCCAAGGAGGAGCCUGUGGAGAAAGACGGUCUCGCCCUUUUCCCUAUGACUCCAUUGGGGGAGAUGUUGAAGGAUGAAAAUGACAGUCGAAACACGGGAGUAGUCAAAGUUGUGCCUCACAACCGGAAAUCAGCACCGGAGUCAGCUGCACGAAUUUUCGAGUCUUUGCAGGAAGAGAGAAGGGUUCUUCGACUUUCUUCAUGCACAUGA
Messenger RNA from Striga hermonthica, 1347 nucleotides. Lineage: Eukaryota; Viridiplantae; Streptophyta; Magnoliopsida; Lamiales; Orobanchaceae. The record is from the annotation of a GenBank genome assembly.